Molecule: messenger RNA, 5071 nt
Organism: Stegastes partitus (bicolor damselfish)
Lineage: Eukaryota; Metazoa; Chordata; Actinopteri; Pomacentridae
Product: sprouty-related, EVH1 domain-containing protein 2-like
Exons: 6
Coding region: 625-2007 (460 amino acids)
Biological process (GO): multicellular organism development; negative regulation of MAPK cascade
Cellular component (GO): membrane
Molecular function (GO): protein kinase binding
Source: RefSeq, a predicted model, not a curated record
GCAAUCCAACAUGGAGUAGAGGAGAGAUGGGGCUCUAGCGGGGCCACCCCUCGGUAACAACAGCGACGACGCGCUUGGUUUUUACGCACAGCUGGGACCGGAGUCGUCGGUGAAAACAUGCGCCUUAGGACUUAAAAAAGCAACGGAGGAGCGUGUGCCUUUUGUGUGUCCGUGUGUUGUGUGCGUGAGUGUGUGUGUUUGGGGAGGCGGUGGUGGUGGUGGUGGUGGUGGAGAGGGGAGAGAGACAGAAGAGAGAAGACAAGAGCUGGAUUCGGCUACUAAACUGUCCGCUGCCUUAUCUGCUGAAGGUGAUGCGGGGAUUAAAGUUGUAGAGGAGAAGAGAAAAAAAAAUAAAAGAGGGAGGCAUUCGCGAUCCACGAGAAACAGGGGAGGCUCCAGAUAAAUUUUUUUAAAAAAGAAAAAAAAAACAUAAGGGGGAGAAUUGAGGAAAAAGAAGACGGAGGCGCAGCCAGUCGAAGGCAAAGCCAAAGAGCCGACACUCGCACAAAGGCGCAGGGGGGAUUUAUGCGGAAUUGGAGACAGAAUCGGAGGAGCCACGGCGAAAGAAUGACGAGCGAAAAGUAUGCAACCGCCGUGGUCCAUUACCUGAGGUGAAACGAGAAAAUGAUAGAAGAAACACACCCAAACGAUGACAGCUACAUCGUGCGUGUGAAAGCGGUGGUGAUGACGCGGGACGACUCGAGCGGCGGCUGGCUGGCUCAGGACGGCGGCGCUCUGAGCCGGGUGGGGGUGUGCCGCCUCCUGCCCACGGAGCUGGCGCCGCUGUCGGGCUCCGGCAGCUCCCAGUUCCUCAUCCGUGGCGAGCGGCUGCGGGACAAACAGGUGAUCCUGGACUGUCCGCUGAGGAAGGAUCUGGUUUACACCAUAGCAACACCCACGUUUCACCACUGGAAGGUGGAGGACAGGAGGUGUGGCCUGUCCUUCCAGAGUCCAGCUGAUGCCAGAGCUUUCGACAGGGGGGUUCGGAAAGCCAUCGAGGACCUCGCUGAAGGCUCCACGACCUCCUCCACUGCACUCCAGAAUGAAGGCGAGCUGGGAGACGAUGACGUCUUCACUAACACCACAGACAGCUCAUCCAACUCCUCCCAGAAGCUGGAGAGCUCUCUGCAGCCGCUCGAGUCCUCGCCCCUUCCGCAGAGACACAAGUGCAUGCUGGGACAUCGCCACGACCUCCACGACCCCUACCGGUUCUCAGACCACUACUACUUAGACCAGCCGUUGUCUCGGAUUCCCCGCCACGUCACCUUCGAGGACGAGGAAAUCGUCCGCAUCAACCCUCGGGAGCGCAGCUGGGAGCGAGCCACCGAGCGGCUCCACGGACGCCCGUCGGACCGCUCCUGGCUCACCGGCUACGAGGACUACCGCCACGCCACCGUGCGGGACAAAUUCAUCGAAAAUGAGCCCUACGUCCACUUCGCCAAGACAGAGGCGCAGAAGCACGACUACACCUACCCGCUGGCACCGGCCCUGUCGCCCUCAGACUCUGACCCCGCCCUCGGACCCUUGACCAAUAAGGGCCACGGCGGCUCGUACCGCCACGGCUUCUCCUCGGUGGUCACCACACAGCCUCGCUCCUUUCUCCCGAGCUCCUCGCCAUCGACCAAUGGCGGGAAGGAGCGGAAGGACGACGGGAUGGAGCGCGCUCAGUGCGAGCACUGCGGCGAGGCCUUUUACAUCUCUGACAACCGGAGAGGCCGGUGCCAGGAUGCUCCAGACCCGGUGCGGGCGUGCAUCCGACGGGUCAGCUGCAUGUGGCUGGCAGACACCAUGCUGUACCACUGCAUGUCCGACCCGGAGGGGGACUACUCGGACCCCUGCUCCUGUGACGGGGCCGAGGGGGGAGGCCGCCUCGGCACUCGCUGGUUAGCGCUGCUGGGCCUGUCCCUGGUGGCGCCCUGCCUCUGCCUCUACCCGCCCCUCCACGCCUGCCACCGGGCGGGGCUCGCCUGCGGCUGCUGCGGAGGCCGACACAAGGCCCUGAGCUGAGCGGUCGUGUUUGGAAAACCUCACCGAGGGGGGAAGAAAUAAAAAAAACCCGACAAAAACCCAAACCCAACGCAAGCACAGGGAAAGGGAAGGAUGGGGAAACACACAGAAGGGACAAGUGGUCGUGGCUGCUCACUCUCUUGCCUUUGGUUUCUCUGGGUUUCUCUACAAAUUCCAGACACUGAAAUAAGCCAAAAAAAAAAAAAAAACAGUUGGUGCAUUUUUUUUUUUUUUGUUGAACGGCCUGGGAAGAUAAGCUCCCCCUUACGGCAGACAGUUCUCUCAGCUCUCCACGUGGCCAUUUCAUGCUCUGUUUCUAGUGAGAGAGCACUCUUUUUCAGGGGGCCUUUUUUUAUAGCUGACCUAUAUGUCAUGUAUCACAUAUGCAGGUACUUUAUAUUGUUAUAUUUGUACACUGACUCGGCGUCAAAGAACUUGAAUUGUUUCUUUGUUCUAUUUUUCUCUCUCUCUCUCUCCUUCGAUGUACGCGUGGCCAUUUUGUUUAUAUUCCAAUAUCAGGCCCGCCCAGCUCGACUCCAGCUACCAGAGAAGUCCGACACUACACCUCUGUGCGCGUGUGUGCGAGUGUGUGCGUGUGGAUGGUAUAUGUGCAUGCUAACGAUGUGCGCCGAGGCCUUCUGUUGUCUGUACUGCAGCUUACGGUGAAGCUCAUGUAUAUAGUCCACACAGCUCUCCGACGCCGGCAUCUUCUUUGUUCACCGAGACAAACGUGGUACUCAUCUUAAUCUUCUUCUAAUAUCCCAAAGAUUCAUGUUUCUAUCCUAUUUAUUUUCUCACCGAAUUGAUCUACCAGCAAAAAAAAAAAAAAAAGAAGAAGGAGGUGCUGGGUUUGUGAUUCGCUGAAGGAGACGGCGCCUCGAUGCGUCCGUCUCUCUGCUCCUCUCACGUUAUUUCAAACAGUGCCUCAAAAAAACAACUUUUUAAAAAAACCACCUAAACCAGGAGAACCCGUCGAGUCUUACGAUUCCAGUCAGAUUUUUUUGGCUCAUUUUAACAUUGAACACUUGAAGCGGUGUGAGAUUUUAAGGCUCUGAUUUCCUUCGCAGAACCUCAGCCAGCCGUCUGGAGGACUGACGAGAAACAAGUCAAUCAGAUAGCGGUGAUAAAUUGGUGCCCGUAUGCCUUAAAACGUGGAGCGUCGCUCCGGACUUCGCCCGUCUCUCUGAAGAUGUCUAUGAUGAAAAAAAAAAAAAGCGUGAGCACGGUUACGGCUCCAAGCAAUCGGCCUCGCCGCGUUUUGUUUUGAACUUGGUUUUAACUUUUUUUUUAUUUUUUUAAUAAAGAGGAACUCUUUAAAAGGUUCUCACUGAGUGUGCAAACUAUGGACUGUAGUUUGCCUGCGACGUACAAUCACCUCCCCUCUUUAAAAGCGUCCAUCUGUCGUCGAGCCCGCCGGUCACAUGUGGAGCAGCAGAAGAGCUGAAUAUUUUAAUCUAUCAUCCUAAAACAAAUUUAAAAACAAGCUUGUGUGUGAAAACCAGACCUACAAACCAUUUGAUUUUAGUUUAUAACACAUGAUUGUAACUGACUUUUUGACGUAUUAUGUCUGUUCAACAAUGCAGGGAGUCGCAUUUUAAUCUUAUUUAUGUGAGAAAAUCAUCCAGUUGGUAAAAGGAAAGUUUGACAUUUUAGGAAAUAGCUUAUAUAAGAAUAGAAAUGUGUGAUUUACAGUAGAAAAGAUCUUUACUAUGUCAUCUAAUGUCAGAGCCUGGCUGGCCUCCUCCCUGUUUCCACUCCUUCUGCAGAGCUAAUCCAACUAAAAGUACCGUCCAGGAUGUCAACCUUCUCCUCUGAGGCCCCCAAAAUGUGAGAUGAACAUGAGAGACGAGCUGCUGAAGCCACAUGUGACCGGCGUGUGCGUUUCUUCUCCGUCCUACAGCAGGUUUUUUUUUCCCUCCUUCAUGCCAGAUUUGGUACAUUAUAAGAGAAAAGGUUAAAAACAGCUCACUGGGUGUCAUGUUGGUGUACUAACUCAGGCCAUGGAGGAGGGAAAAUUAAAUACAACCCGCUGUCCUACCUGCCUCGCUGUUUGAGUGGCACCGCGGCCGACCAAUCACGCCCUCGCGCUGACAGCACAACACGAAACUGACAACCGCUCGGGUGCUUUCUGCUUUAAGCCCGGGUGACGGCGGCAGCGUCGGGGAUGUGACCGGGAACACAAUAAGCUUUUCUUUUUUUUUUAAAAUAGAGCAGGACGUCAGGAGGAUCCCAUUGGAAAAAUCAGCCGAAAUCCUGGAGACAAACAUCCAUCCCUGAUUGUUUUGCCAAGGAAAUGUCACUUACUAUAGUUGAAAUACAGAAUGCCUGAGGAUGUCCUUUUUCCUUCCCUGGUUGUAUCUGUUUCAUACAUCCUGUCCUGUGUACCAGUUUGUACGUCCUUGGUUGUGUGUGUGAGUGUGUGUGUGUGUGUGUGUGUUCGUGCCACAUCCCUUCCCCCUUCUCCUGCUCCUUGAUCCAAAGCUACUGGGAUCAGCUGAAUAUGCUAUCACACACUGACACCUUUCGAGUUGAAUCGGAUCCUUUUGAUGAUGCGAUGAAUCAGGGACAGGGCCAAUCAGAUUGGAAAGCGAGUGUGUGUGUGUGUGUGAGUGUGUGUGUGAGUGCAUGUGGGUCAGCGUUUAAUCUUUUAUCUCCGUCUCGUCUGGUGUUUCGAGUGUGUUCUCACAUGUCAGAGCCAUUUACAAGUGCCUGAACGCAUCCUCUUUAUCUCCUUGUGUAUUUAAAAAUCGAAAAAAUUAAAGAAACGACUCCCUGUAUUGAAUUAGACCCAUUUUUUUACGCUUAGUAUUUUUACCUCUGUAAAAAAAAAAAAGAGCAAAAAUUAUAUUAUAUAUAUCAAGUGUAUGUUGUACAUUUUUAUUUCUAUUUUGUUUUUUAAAAUAACUGUUUCUAACAUGUACGAUGGAUGUAGCUCUUGCUUUCGAGAAGGAACAGGAAGUACUUUGUAGAUAAGUGAAGGGUGGCCAGGUCUGUGAGAAAAACUAAAGUGAAAUGUGUGUCUUACCUUCCGCCUCCAAUAAAACGAGAGAAAACAGUGAAACCA